AAGCUUCAAAGAAACAUCAUUCGCGAUUUACGAUCUUGCGUCCGUCUCACGACAUACGCAGCACAAACGUUUCAACGACGUUAUGAAAAAAUAUGAAUCUUCAUAAUAACAACAAAUAAUCAUACUCGUCGACAAACUGACAAAUGACGGGUUGUUAGCUUCAGUUUGAUACGAGUAGAUGGUUAGUUGAGAAACACGCAAGAUCGGAGAAGAUUUGCACUUGACAUAUUGUGCCAACGUAAUUGUAAAAAUUGUGCCGUUCGCAAUUACCUGUCACAUGGAGAAAAGUGAACAAAAACGCAAAAAUGCAAUAUUGUCCCGUCUGAAUUUAUCAUUGUUGGACAAAUUGCUUCAUCCGUACGUAUCAUCUCCCAACAAGCUACAUGUAGUACUGUCCCAACAAGAAUUACCUGUUAAAAGGCAACAACAACUCUGUGACGAAUUACCGAAACCAUGUUGGGUCAAAGUCGGACGGGUCUGGUCUAUCAUUGCGCAACCGGUAAUGUGGUUCAGUGAAAAAACGUUGGCAAAGACCGUAUUCGGAUUUUUCGGACCAUAUACGGACGACUACAAAUGCAAACCUCACAAUAACAUAAUUUUCGUGUAUGAUGAUGACACCAAGUGUGUCGUAACCAAAUGUAAUUCGGAGUUGAAUAUAUUUUACAAGGAAACAAACGUCGAAAACAAGGUAAUAUUACAGACUGCUUUAAAUCAGUUACUGUUGGAUGUAGAUGACAUAAUGAGAUCAAAUCCGUACAUUAAAUGCUAUUCAUCGUUCUCCGAAAAAUUUCGGGUUUCAAUAUCGGGUAUUGAUUGCGGUCCGGAAGCUGCUAAAUGGAUAUCCAGGGCUCUAGGCAAGGAAAAUAUAAGAUUAGCAUUUACUGUGUAUCAUCCAAACCUGUUGCGGAGAAAAUUCUGGGAAAGUAUCAAAAACAAAUUUAUAAAUACCGGUUCAUGCGACGAAAGAGAUAUUACGGUAUUUAAUAAGCAUCUUAAUUAUUUCGGAACUGCAAUAUAUACAUAUAUAAAUACAUAUCUACCUUUUUCGGACCUACCACCUUAUUCGUUGAUUUCGAUAAAUUGUUUGAACACAUUACAAUCACAAUGUGCAAAAGAUAAAUUUUCGAUGAAUUCCAUGAUACAUAAUCCGAACAUUGUCAUAAAAACAACUGAUUAUUCAUUUCACGAAAACGAAUACGAAUGGAUCAAGAUUGGCAAGGACGUAAUCAUGAGAAACAUAAAUCCGUUUCCGUUUAAUAAAGACGAUAGUACUUUUUAUAUCAGAGAUAUGCCAUUGGAUAUGAAAGCGAAGUUGCUGCCUAUACAUUGUGAAUUGUACCAAUCGGGUCCUGUGAACAUAGACGAUGACGUGUGUGUUCAUGUUGCAAAUGUCGUAGAGAUAGAGUAAUAGCGAGAACAAUUCUAGCUUCUGAGAAAGUUUCUUUUACAAGAGAUUGUCUUUAACUGCCGAUAAUAUAAAAAAUGUGACGUAACAACGGAAAAGGGUCAUAUAGAUAUAUAUAAUAUAUAAAAAAAUAUAUAAAGAAUAUACGUGCCACAUAUAUAUGUAUAAAUGUACUGGUGAAGAAAAGAGAAGAAAAAAGACUCAUCAAAGCCGAAAGAUUACGCUAAUAUUUGACAUUUGAUUAUUUUUAAUAAACAUUAAGAUGUUUAUUAAUACUGACUUGCAGUCAAUAAUCAGUAGCAUACAUGAGAGACAGUCUUGCUCAAUUUAUUUAACGUUGUACUCGAAGUAGAAACGAGCAAAAUAAUUGAAACUCGGUGACAAGUAACAAAUGGUUGACAAAAAAUAAAUGGUUAAAAGUUGCACUCUUAUAUGAUUGUACGAGUAUGUGUAUCCUUAUAAUAAGUUUCUCUUACGUAGGUCCAGAUUUCUGAGUAAUAGAGAAAAGGACACCAAUUGAUUUUUAUUGACUUCUCUCACACAAAAUUGUUCCCCAUUCUUAAUAAUUUGAAGUAUAAUGACAUAAAUAAAUAUCAGUUGAAAGUAUACGUACAUGCGUCAUAUGCGUCUUCGUUUAUAAUAUAAAAAAUGUUUGGAAAUUCCGUAUGAAAUUUUACGUCUUGAAAUUGUCGUUAAUAAAGUUGUAAAA
Harpegnathos saltator (Jerdon's jumping ant) is the source of this 2114-nucleotide messenger RNA. RefSeq lists its product as uncharacterized. NCBI's taxonomy places the organism in Eukaryota, Metazoa, Arthropoda, Insecta, Hymenoptera, Formicidae. Bases 278 to 1408 code for a protein of 376 amino acids. The transcript has 6 exons. The record is from RefSeq and is a predicted model, not a curated record.